CAGCCCAAGCUCUCCAAGAACCAGCUCCGCAAACAAAAACGUCAGAAGCUUCGCGAAGAGCGCAGAGGAGAACGCAAGCAAAUUCGGAAAGACAAGCGGCACGAAAAGACUGCGCAGCGACGACAAGAACGCGAAGAGAAGGCCGAGAAGAUUGCACAGCAAGAGGGAAUUGACAAGGCCGAAGCUCUACAGCGGAUACUAGCAGAGGAGCAAGCCGAGAGGAAGAAGGCACCGCAGAGCAGGCCAGUCCCGGUGGCUUUUAUUAUUGACUGUGACUUUGAGAAGUACAUGCACGAGAAUGAGCUUGUUUCUUUGGCCAGUCAGAUCACGAGGAGCUACUCGAUGAACAAGACCGGCUUGUACCAGGGGCAUUUGCUGGUGAGCUCGUGGGGUGGGAAAUUGAGUGAGCGAUUCAACACAGUGCUGAAGGGUACACACCUCAAUUGGAAGGGUGUGAGUUUCGUGGAGGGCGACUUUGUCGAGGCUGGCAAGGUUGCAUGGGGAAUCAUGAAUGGCCCGACAGCUGGGAAGGCUUGUCCAGCGUUAGGCGGAGAAGAGAUGACAAGCGUCGAGGAGACCGGGGAGAAGUCCGCUGUGGAGGUUGACGAUCAAGCGAUCACGGAGCCACAGGUCGCCACGGAAUUCUCGAUCGACUCCGUCGUAUAUCUCUCUGCCGACUCGCCAUUUACACUCGACAAGCUCGAGCCCAACACAAGUUAUGUGGUUGGCGGAUUGGUGGAUCGAAACAGAGAGAAGAAUCUCUGUCAAAGACGCGCCGAGGAGAAGGGCAUUCGCACGGCAAAGCUACCUAUCGGCGAGUACAUGCAGAUGGCAAGUCGGCGGGUGCUUGCCACGAACCAUGUGGUCGAGAUCAUGUCACAAUGGCUCGAGACUGGAGACUGGGCCAAGGCUUUCAUGGAAGUCAUUCCGAAACGAAAAGGCGGCCAGCUGAAGACCGCGGAGGAAGAUGACGACGGCGCUGGCGAAGCCGAAGGCAACGGCGACGAUGAAGCGGCCAACGCUCAACAUGCCGGUGGGGAGCACGCAAAUGGCACGACCAAUACGGAGGCCUAGCAAAAGGUGACGAGAUACCUAAAGUGGAAGAAAAGAUAGCAAAAACCCAGUCGGCCCAUCUUGCCACCGCCACGUUCAUGACCGCGUUCUGUGUGUACGCCUUAUUGGAUUACCGAUUUCAGAACGCAGGAGGAGCCCAUGUCGCUCUACAAAGACCUUUCAUACCUAUCGUAUACUAUCAGAUGACGGGCAUCCAGCGCC
This is a messenger RNA of Cryphonectria parasitica EP155, 1275 nucleotides long. RefSeq lists its product as uncharacterized. The transcript has 2 exons. Bases 289 to 1074 code for a protein of 261 amino acids. Gene Ontology annotation, cellular component: nucleus. The record is from RefSeq and is a predicted model, not a curated record. Gene Ontology annotation, biological process: tRNA N1-guanine methylation. NCBI's taxonomy places the organism in Eukaryota, Fungi, Ascomycota, Sordariomycetes, Diaporthales, Cryphonectriaceae. Gene Ontology annotation, molecular function: tRNA binding.